This is a messenger RNA of Hevea brasiliensis (rubber tree), 675 nucleotides long. RefSeq lists its product as uncharacterized. The transcript is spliced from 3 exons. Bases 1 to 675 code for a protein of 224 amino acids. The record is from RefSeq and is a predicted model, not a curated record. Lineage: Eukaryota; Viridiplantae; Streptophyta; Magnoliopsida; Malpighiales; Euphorbiaceae.
AUGGCAUAUCUUGAUCCUAAGAAAUCAUUUUCUGCAUUCGAUAUGAGCAAAUUGAUUCAACUUGCAAAAUUUUAUCAAUUUGAAUUUUCUCCAGUUGCUCUAAUUAAACUUGAAUCUCAACUUGAGAACUUUGUCUUUGAUAUGCGUAUGGAUAAGAAAUUUUCUGAAAUGAGUGGAAUUGGAGGUCUUGCUGAGAAUAUGGUUGCUACAAGAAAGCAUAUUGCUUUUCCUUUGGUGUAUUUGUUAGUCAAAUUAUCAUCAAUCUUACCCAUUGCUACAGCCACAAUGAAAAGAACUUUUUCUGCAAUGAAUAUCAUUAAAAGUUCACUUCUUAAUAGAAUGGGAGAUGAGCUACUAAAUGAUUGUUUGGUGACUUAUAUUGAAAGAGAUGUAUUUGCAAGUAUUGACAAUGAAGUUAUUAUGAAUAGAUUUCAGUUAAUGAAAAAUAGGCAAAGAUUAUUGUGGUCCUUUGGCCAGAUUUUGCAUAGCAACUUAGCUCUUUUGAUGUCCCAACGACAUUGCUGUUUUUGUUUUGCCUAUGGGAGAUUCAUUGCAUAUUUUAAAUCGAAUCUUGAUUGUAAAAAUUUUGCUGGUGGUUUUGUGCUCAAUGAGUUAUUGAAGGCUGCAAAAUGGGUUUUGAGGAUCAUUGUUGAGUUGAAUCCUCAUUAUAAGUAG